AUGUUAUUAUUAUUAUUAUUAUUAUUAUUAUUAUUAUUAUUAUUAUUAUUAUUAUUAUUAUUGUCUUAAUGUGCUGGAAAUGGAGGAUCCACAAAAUAAUAAUGUGAUGGGUUUGGUACCCCCAACCCCACAACCCCAAAUCAACCCAACCCAGUGUCCCCUUUUUUAAGCAGCAUCGUUGGGUAAAGUAACCCCGCUCAAUGCUUACUUAAGGGUAGAGCGGGCGGAGCUUGUAGGGUUUUACAAUGUUUAGUCUUUCCAAUCCACGUGGAUGUAACUAGAUACAUUAGAAGAACCGCAGAGCUGAGCUCUCUCAGACUGAAGAGAGACACAGAGUCACUGCAAUACACGAGUUUUGAGUUUACGAUUCAUGUGCUCACUGGAACCGAAGCUGGGCUAUUCCUUCUGUCAUCAUUAAGUCUGUGUCUGAUCUUUUCUGAACGAGAAUCCACAGCACUGCUUGUCAUGACAUCUACUCGUCUCUCGACGGGGAAAUGAAAUGACUGAGUGACUAAGGAGAGGAUCGUGGAGUUAAUCCCUAAAAAGGAUAACGGUUACUGAAGCCCAGAAUUGUUCGGGAUUAAAAGUAAUGGACGGAGGUCAACUGUGGCAUGUCUUCACGAUCAAGCUGACACUCCAUUUGGCCACUGAAUGAAACUUUUGAGUCAAGCUUUGUGUGCAAAGGAGGGCAUUUUAUCCAUAGUCAAGAAUUAAAAACUGCAUCUGGAUUAAGUUUUUAUAGUUGGUCUUACUUCCACUUUGCUACAUGUUUGGUGUUUAGACGCUCAAACCCAUUUCCACGGGCACUCUAUCCUCCGAAUGCUGAACAUUGUGGGUGCAUGUUUUCUUGAUCUUCCCUCAGUCACAUUCCUCCUGCAAAAGAGGCAUUACUGUAGUUCUGACUUUUUAGUGAUUUCAUUGACGGUCAUUUGCCCCUCCAUCCAGCUGGUGAAAAUUAUAAAAAUGCUUUGAUUUCCCUUUGUCAUUUCUACUAUUGACAUACUGCUAAGAAGCUUGAAAUAAAUAAAUUGUAGAUAGGACCUCCUAUUUUGUACCCUUGAGACAACAGCUUUGGAAGCAUAACGUAAAAAAGAAAAUGCUCUGGGUGAUGCAGAGGAAACAGAGAGUCCUGACCCUGUUAUGCUUCUUUCUCACCCUGACCACCAUUGUAUUGAGGUAUUCCUACCAUGAGUCCUCCUCCAUGUACUAUCGGAAUAUACUUUAUGGCUGGUUAGACAGCGCCCUGCCCAACAAGCCCUGUGCCUGUGAGCACUGUGUCUCUGAGGCUCAUACUUCUCCCUGGUUUGAUGAGCGUUUCAAUCAAUCCAUCAGGCCCUUGAUGACUGAAAACACUGUGCUGUCUGAAGACACCUACAUAUGGUGGCAGAUGCUUCAGCAGGUGAAGGAUCCUGCUAGCCUCACUGCGGUAAUGAAGGAGCUGUUUAACAUCAUCCCUAGCAAAGAAAUGUACCUGGACUGGGGGGCCUCUCGCUGUAGGAAGUGUGCUGUCGUCGGGAACUCUGGGAACCUCAAGGGAUCCAGUUAUGGCUCCCAGAUUGACCUCAAUGACUUUGUGUUCAGAAUGAACCAAGCUAUAACAGCUGGAUAUGAAAAGGAUGUGGGCAGCAAAACCACUCAUCACUUCAUGUACCCAGAAAGUGCCAAACACCUGCAACCUAAUACCAGCCUGGUACUGAUUCCCUUCAAAACCCUGGACUUGCAGUGGCUCGUGAGUGCGCUGACAACAGGAAACAUCACACAGACAUAUGCUCGAGUUUUAGCCAAAAUCACAGCCAGCAAGGACAAGAUCUUAAUCAUCAACCCAACCUUUUUCAAGUACGUGGAUGAUAACUGGCUUGAAAACCGAGGGAGGUACCCAUCCACUGGAUUUCUGACGUUAAUGUUUGCUGUUCACAUAUGUGAUGAGGUGAAUGUUUAUGGAUUUGGAGCAAACAGUGAGGGCAACUGGCAUCACUACUGGGAGAACAUUGGAGGAGGGUACUUCAGACAAACAGGGGUCCACGAUGGGGACUAUGAAUACAACAUCACCAGAACACUCGCCGAUGUCGGCAAAAUCAACUUCUUUAAGGGGAGUUGAUGAAUUCGUACCUUGUAUAAUUUGGAAUUACUAUCAUAUCUGAUACAUUUAUAUUUAGAGACUUUUAUAAGCUUCAUUAAGCCAAAAUGUGUAUCCCUCUUUUUUAAAAGGAAUAGACAGAAUUAAGUGCAAAUGUGGGGCAGGUGUUAUUGUUGUAGUUGUAUGGAUUGUGGGUGUUCCAUACCAAACAGAUUAUCGUAGUGUGCAUGUUUGCUCUGGGCAGUUUGCAUCCUUGGGUUGUUUUUAUUUCUUCUUAUUUCAUUUUAUAUGAUAUAAUUUAUAUAAUGUUAUGGUGAUCUAAUUUACAGAACAAUAUCGUUCUAGAAUCGUGGCAUACAGUAAUGAUGAAAAAACUGCUGUGAAAGAGUUCUUGGAAAAUAUGAAUUCCUGCAGUAAAGGGAGUGCUGGAAUGAGGAGACUCCUUUUAUUGCAUGGGUUUAAAAGAUGUUAAAAAGUCCAUAAAAGGGUAUAGCUAAUUAAAUAAUCCCAUUAACUCACCUACUGUGCACUUGCAUUGGUUCUGAUGCUUUCCAAUGAGGAGUUCUGAAGUUAAAAAGUUUCAUUAUUUAUAUGACAUAGGCAUUGCAACUCUAAUAGACUAUCUGAAAGUAAGGCAUAAAAAGUGAGCAUUUCUUUAACCAAGCUUGUCAGCAGCAGUCCCUCGCUAAACCGGACAUGCCUGGAGACAGACAGGCUGUCUGAAAUGAGGAGGUGUCUAGUUUAAAAACAGAAAUCGCACACAUACACAAUUAUAGUGCUCAAUUUAUUUGAAAUGCAUAAAUCAUUGCGUUGAAAUAAUAUGAAUGUGUUCUCUGUACACAUUACAUUAUGUAAAAAUAAAAAUCUCUACAGGAGGCACAUACAGUACACUAGUGAAAUCAAAUGAAUGCCUAGCACACUUUCGUUUUACUUCAGCCUCUAGGCUGGACUGGUAACACAAAAUAAAUCAUGCUGCUGCACAGCACUCAUUACUGUACAGUGCUAACAUAAUAACAGAUUAUUUUAAAUUGUAACCAAAUGAUUUGAGCACAUCAUGGUACUGCAUUGGCAUGUUAUAAUACUCUACAGUACCUUACAUAAACUGCACUCACAUUACAUGGAACGUUUUAUCUAUGGGGUCAGUGUACGCAUGGCUGCCAGUAAAACACAUAGCCUAUUUGCUACUUGUGUUUUCGGUUGGUACGAAAUUAAAGACUUCAAAUUCAGAAUUAUAAUUAUUGUAGUCCAUAUUUUACUUCUCAAACCACUGGAUUCCAUCAGUUAGUUUAAACUCUGUAGAGUGUGAGUUUAUAUGCCCUGUUUUACUCGUGUUCUUAAGUUUGAUGAUUUAGUAGCUGCUUGUUCUGUUUAUUUUGGUUCUGUCUGAUUUAGUAGUUACUUGUAUCUGUUCUGUUUAUUUUGGUUCUGUCUGAUUUAGUAGUUACUUGUAUCUGUUCUGUUUAUUUUCGUCCUGUCUGAUUUAGUAGUUACUUGUAUCUGUUCUGUUUAUUUUGGUUCUGUCUGAUUUAGUAGUUACUUGUAUCUCUUCUGUUUAUUUUGGUUCUGUCUGAUUUAGUAGUUACUUGUAUCUGUUCUGUUUAUUUUGGUUCUGUCUGAUUUAGUAGUUACUUGUAUCUCUUCUGUUUAUUUUGGUUCUGUCUGAUUUAGUAGUUACUUGUAUCUGUUCUGUUUAUUUUGGUUCUGUCUGAUUUAGUAGUUACUUGUAUCUCUUCUGUUUAUUUUGGUUCUGUCUGAUUUAGUAGUUACUUGUAUCUGUUCUGUUUAUUUUGGUUCUGUCUGAUUUAGUAGUUACUUGUAUCUGUUGUUUAUUUUCAUCCUGUCUGAUUUAAUAGUUACUUGUAUCUGUUGUUUAUUUUCGUCCUGUCUGAUUUAGUAGUUACUUGUAUCUGUUCUGUUUAUUUUGGUUCUGUCUGAUUUAGUAGUUACUUGUAUCUGUUCUGUUUAUUUUGGUUCUGUCUGAUUUAGUAGUUACUUGUAUCUCUUCUGUUUAUUUUGGUUCUGUCUGAUUUAGUAGUUACUUGUAUCUGUUCUGUUUAUUUUGGUUCUGUCUGAUUUAGUAGUUACUUGUAUCUCUUCUGUUUAUUUUGGUUCUGUCUGAUUUAGUAGUUACUUGUAUCUCUUCUGUUUAUUUUCGUCCUGUCUGAUUUAGUAGUUACUUGUAUCUCUUCUGUUUAUUUUGGUUCUGUCUGAUUUAGUAGUUACUUGUAUCUGUUCUGUUUAUUUUGGUUCUGUCUGAUUUAGUAGUUACUUGUAUCUGUUCUGUUUAUUUUCUUCCUGUCUGAUUUAGUAGUUACUUGUAUCUCUUCUGUUUAUUUUGGUUCUGUCUGAUUUAGUAGUUACUUGUAUCUCUUCUGUUUAUUUUGGUUCUGUCUGAUUUAGUAGUUACUUGCAUCUGUUCUGUUUAUUUUCGUCCUGUCUGAUUUAGUAGUUACUUGUAUCUGUUCUGUUUAUUUUCGUCCUGUCUGAUUUAGUAGUUACUUGUAUCUCUUCUGUUUAUUUUGGUUCUGUCUGAUUUAGUAGUUACUUGUAUCUGUUCUGUUUAUUUUGGUUCUGUCUGAUUUAGUAGUUACUUGUAUCUGUUCUGUUUAUUUUGGUUCUGUCUGAUUUAGUAGUUACUUGCAUCUGUUCUGUUUAUUUUCGUCCUGUCUGAUUUAGUAGUUACUUGUAUCUGUUCUGUUUAUUUUCUUCCUGUCUGAUUUAGUAGUUACUUGUAUCUCUUCUGUUUAUUUUGGUUCUGUCUGAUUUAGUAGUUACUUGUAUCUCUUCUGUUUAUUUUGGUUCUGUCUGAUUUAGUAGUUACUUGCAUCUGUUCUGUUUAUUUUCGUCCUGUCUGAUUUAGUAGUUACUUGUAUCUGUUCUGUUUAUUUUCUUCCUGUCUGAUUUAGUAGUUACUUGUAUCUGUUCUGUUUAUUUUGGUUCUGUCUGAUUUAGUAGUUACUUGUAUCUGUUCUGUUUAUUUUCGUCCUGUCUGAUUUAGUAGUUACUUGUAUCUCUUCUGUUUAUUUUGGUUCUGUCUGAUUUAGUAGUUACUUGUAUCUCUUCUGUUUAUUUUGGUUCUGUCUGAUUUAGUAGUUACUUGUAUCUCUUCUGUUUAUUUUGGUUCUGUCUGAUUUAGUAGUUACUUGUAUCUGUUCUGUUUAUUUUCGUCCUGUCUGAUUUAGUAGUUACUUGUAUCUCUUCUGUUUAUUUUCGUCCUGUCUGAUUUAAUAGUUACUUGUAUCUGUUCUGUUUAUUUUGGUUCUGUCUGAUUUAGUAGUUACUUGUAUCUGUUCUGUUUAUUUUGGUUCUGUCUGAUUUAGUAGUUACUUGUAUCUGUUCUGUUUAUUUUGGUUCUGUCUGAUUUAGUAGUUACUUGUAUCUGUUCUGUUUAUUUUCUUGGGUGUCAGUAUAAUAGCCAGGUUGAUUUUUCAGUGUGUCUCUUUGGAUCAUGCAAUAUUUAUAUAAAUGAUUUAUGCUUCUGAAUCUAUACAUAAUGAAUAGAAGUGCAUGACAGGCAGGGUUUAUGGAAUUAGUUCAUUAGCUACGACCCAUUCAUUGUUGCUGAAGAGUGAGUAUUAGCACUUGUGUAUUAAAAGCCCUAACAUUAGAAUAAGAAGGUGUGUCUGGGUUGAAGGCGUUGCCUUCAAGCUUCAGUCUCCCCUGAAUGUCUGGGCUCGAAUCUCAUAUUAUUAUGAUUGUUAUUAAUAAUAAUAAUCAUAAUAAUAAUAAGAUGUGAUAUUAGAUGGCCAAGUUAAACUAGGCACAAUUGGGACUAACAUUUUUUAAGUGAAUAUGUGCUUAAAUACAAGUUGGGGUAAGUCCUGUAAGUCUGUACUCAGUCCUUUGGUCACUUGGCACUUGAUCUAGAAAUCAUCUCUUUCAGUAGUUGGGACAAACACCAAUCACAACAUGUUUUAGUACAAAUAUUUGAAUAAUAUAAGAAUAAUGCAGAGUAUGCAAAAUGACACAGAAGUAUGUUAACUUGGUUUGAGGGCUCGCUGCCUGGCCGACUGGACGAGGUGGAGACCCCCAUAGAUAAAACCACAAUUUUUAAAAGAGGUGGAGGUGGGGAGGUGGUGGGUAUAUGAUGAAAUCAAAACGCAAAUUAGAAGUGAAGAGGGUAUUUAUAGUGCAAACAAUCUAAUGAGCUAAUGUGUAAAUUGAAUGAUUCAAUUCGGUGACGCGGAGAUUGGCGUCUUACCCUCCUCCCGAACUUUAGUUAUAAACUUUAUUUAUACUGUAAGGGUGAGGAUGGCUUUACUUCUUUAACUUGGCUUAUUGAGUGCAUUUGAAAUGUGUGGAUCAAAUCUUGGCUAUCAUUCUUAUUAAUAUUGGCUUCAGUCAUCAGAUGCUGAAGGGGUUAACUUACCUAUACAGUAAAUGGUAGAUUUUACAAAGACAUUUUGAGAAACAAUUGAAGAAAACAGGAGAUUAAGAGGCAUUUUGUAGUAGUUUUUCUGUAUUCUGUAUUUCCUGUCUAGUUUGCACUAGGACAGACGGCAGUGUGUUUUAGUACUGUAGUGUUCCCACCCAUUCCAUCCACACGCUAUAGGGUUACAGACAGUCCUUGUAGUAAUGCAGAGACGUAAUUCCAGGCAUUGCAGACAUGAAGAAAGCGCUCCUGGCAUCUUCCAUGUGACUGGAAUCACAUAUGAACUGCAGGACCUGCAGGAAAGUGCAAGCUAAGCACCAGCAAGUGCAAUUCUUGGAAGAAAAUGCAGAAAUGCUGUGCGUGUGGAGGUUACUGCACAGUACCUGAGCCACAUUGGAUCAAUAUCGCUGUAAGUGCCUUAUGAACCUAUCAGGAUUGUAAAUGGCUGAUAGUUGUGCAACAGCCCCUAUAUAUAAACCCUGUAAAUGUUAAAACGAUGAAGAAAACUGUAUGUGAGGACUCUUAAUCAGCAUGCUAUGACAGUGAUUACUGUUCAUAGGUCUAACUCAACGCCAGUGUCCCAGUCUGCAGUUCUUAAUGCUCCGGGGUCAAGCCUAGGCGCAAUCCUCUGUUGUUCGUUGACUUGUUCAUCAGAGUGCAGCUGCUGCAAAAUCACUGAUGAGUGACCCUCCUCUGUGGAGGGAAGGCCAGAGAAACAAGCACAUGUAGAAGUGCAUGCCAUAUGAGCCAAUGCUGGUCAAAUAAAGAGCAUACACACUGUCCCUGAGGGAGUGGGCACUGGAUUACCUGGGAGAGAUUCUGUCCCAUAUAAACCUCCACGCCUAGCAAAGGUAAACUUGAAAAGGAGAGGGGAAAGUACAUUUACUUAUAAUGCCCCCACAUUGUGGAACUCAUUGCCCUUUUCUAUUAGACAAUAUUUUUAAAUCAAGAUUAAAGAUACUUUUAGUUUAGCUUUUGUUAAUCUGAUUUACAAACAUAAUUGUUUGUAUCUAUUGUAUUUGCUUCUUGUAAUUUUGUGUAAUCAAUCAUUCUUAUUAAUCUCUUGUCUUCUUCAAUUGUUUUAAUUUGUUUUAAUUAUUAUUUGUAGCUAUUGAUAUUAAAAUCACUUGAAAUUGAAUUACUGGUGAGGAUACAAUAAAAACAUCAUUAA
Molecule: messenger RNA, 7620 nt
Organism: Acipenser ruthenus (sterlet)
Lineage: Eukaryota; Metazoa; Chordata; Actinopteri; Acipenseriformes; Acipenseridae
Product: CMP-N-acetylneuraminate-beta-galactosamide-alpha-2,3-sialyltransferase 1-like
Exons: 7
Coding region: 1097-2098 (333 amino acids)
Molecular function (GO): beta-galactoside (CMP) alpha-2,3-sialyltransferase activity
Source: RefSeq, a predicted model, not a curated record